Molecule: messenger RNA, 1597 nt
Organism: Thunnus maccoyii (southern bluefin tuna)
Lineage: Eukaryota; Metazoa; Chordata; Actinopteri; Scombriformes; Scombridae
Gene: slc25a34
Product: solute carrier family 25 member 34
Exons: 6
Coding region: 411-1454 (347 amino acids)
Source: RefSeq, a predicted model, not a curated record
GGGGAGGUGGCAAACUGGACUAGAUCUGUAUUGGUUCUGGCCUGAGGCAGUGGGAGGAGACAUUGACAAUGAAUAUGCUGAGGACACAUGUUUACAAUGAUGGGGGAGAGAGGAAGAAUGGAGCUGAACAGGAUCUCAAAACACUAUGGUGCCUCUUGUGAUCAGACUGACAGCCAAGGAAGCUAACGAAAGUCACUACAGAAGGACGCCAGAGUGACGCAGUGACCUGCAGUGUCUUGUCAGACACAUGCAAGGCAGAUAUUAAAUGACGUAUCACAGAACUUGAUAGUAUUUGUCUCUGACUCAACCGUUCUGUAGGUACAAAACUCUCCUGUUCCCUAACAAACAACAAGGGGGACAAAGUUAUCACAAGGACUAAAGGGACAAACUGUGAAGAUCACUUCUCAGGGAUGACCAGCACACAGCUGCUGAAAACUUCACCCAACGAGUCUGUAUUUGGUGCCCAGCCUUCCCAGAGGAUGGCGUCCACUGUGUCCACUGUACCUCACAGCGUUUUCGGACCCUCUCCUCCCCCUCCAGCUGUCUGGCCUCCUCUGGACUUCGCCCUGGGUGCCCUUGCCUGCUGCGCAGCCUGCGUGUUCACCAAUCCUUUGGAGGUUGUGAAGACCCGUCUGCAGCUCCAGGGAGAGCUGCUUGCACGGGGCUCCUACCAGAGACACUACCGUGGAGUCCUCCAGGCCCUGUGGGUGGUGGGCCGCACAGACGGGCUUCGGGGCCUGCAGAAGGGGCUCUCAGUCGGGCUGAUUUACCAGGGUGUGAUGAACGGUGUGAGGCUGGGCUCCUACUCCUACUGUGAAGCUCUGGGUAUCACCUCGUUCCACGGGGGGAGUCUUCUGUCAGGGGCAGGGGCCGGAGCGCUUGGUGCCUUCAUUGCCUCUCCUGCCUACCUAGUGAAGACUCAUCUGCAGGCUCAAACUGUGGCAGCCAUAGCAGUAGGCCACCAGCACAACCAUCUGGGAGUGUUCGAUGCCUUUGUUACCAUCUAUAGAAGAGAGGGUUUAAUUGGCCUUUGGAGGGGAGUGAACGGGGCUGUGCCUCGAGUCAUGGUAGGAUCAGCUGCUCAACUGGCAACCUUCACCUCGGCCAAGGACUGGGUGUCACAUUCCCAGUGGUUUACUCCAAGCAGCUGGCUCACGGCUUUGAUAGCUGCCAUGAUCAGCGGAGUCGCUGUGGCGAUCACCAUGACGCCAUUUGAUGUCAUCAGUACACGGCUCUACAACCAGCCGGUGGAUGAGUUUCGCAGGGGACGCCUGUACCAUGGAUUUUCAGAUUGCAUGCUAAAGGUGUGCCAAUCUGAGGGCCUGGUGGGGUUGUAUAAAGGCAUGGGCCCCGUGUUUCUGCGCUUGGCCCCACACACAGUGCUCAGCAUGCUGUUCUGGGAUCUGAUGAGACAACAGACUGUGAGGGACCGCCAGAGCCAGGGAAGGAGCUAAAUCACUCCAAAUGCCUGCACAGGAUUGACUGGACUCAGUUGUAACUAUCUAAGCGGUCCAUCAAUUGAUGAAACACUGAAUUUAAUGCUAAGGUUUGACAUUUUGGGAAAUGCUCUUUUUCUUUCUUGCCAAGAGUUAGAUGA